CGAAGAAUCUUGGCUUUAAUUCACGCGGAAUUCUCGAUACAUCCAUGCCAAAGGGACCCUCUUACGACAACUACUGGAUGACUAUAUAUACCAAUAUCACAGAUUCAGAUGGCAGUACAACGACGUACAAGGUUGGGCGCAUACAGGUGAACCCAAUGUCGACAACAGAGGUAGAGUCACUAGUUUCGAACCUCACCGCUAGUGGCAGCACUAAUAUGAUAGCCCAGAUUGCAGCCAACGGGAACCUUGAAGACACAACGCAGACUAUCCAAUCCUUGGCGUCUGUGCUUAACACCUUGGGCAGUUCUGAAGGGUUUAAUUCCGGAUUUGGACCAAGUGAAGCAACCUCGACCCAGAAUACGUCGUCAGCAGAAAAGGAAGCACUCCGUGAAGAAGUCGCAUUGAUAAGAACUCAGAUGAUCGACGCAGUGUCGGACAGCGCACCCACCACCCCAAGGCAGGUGCAGCUUCUGGCUAGCUGCCUCACGGAAGUACUGCAGCAACCAUCUGAGAUAAAACGGGGCAGCCAAUCAAAGGUUACUGCCAUUGUGAGCGGAUUUAUCGACGUGCUUCAGGCACAAGCUGCUGACCAAAGUAAGGAAGAAACUGUAGAACUGGCUACCACCAUUUUGAGUAGUGUAGGAGCAACAAUCGCGUUGGUUCCCGUGCCGUUUUCUUUCUAUUUCUAUCUCUACUUCAUUCAAUCUCAAGCGGCCUUCUCCAGUUUACAUUACACGCAGAUGUAUAAGUAUUAUAACAGCAUGUCAAUCAACUCAGUUCCUCUACAAAACACUCUCCCCUCUCUUUAUUCACUCCUGGCUGUCAAUUAUUACACUUAA
Messenger RNA from Lingula anatina, 839 nucleotides. RefSeq names its product polycystin-1-like protein 2. The record is from RefSeq and is a predicted model, not a curated record. Gene Ontology annotation, molecular function: calcium channel activity; protein binding; calcium ion binding. Gene Ontology annotation, biological process: detection of mechanical stimulus. NCBI's taxonomy places the organism in Eukaryota, Metazoa, Brachiopoda, Lingulata, Lingulida, Lingulidae. Gene Ontology annotation, cellular component: membrane.